CACUAUUUGUACUACGAUAAGGUUCUCAGCAAUCAUAGUCUACCGCAAUGCAGAUCCCUGUCGAGAUACACGAGCCCGACUUCAGUAAGGCCAUCGCCUCCGUCAUCUGGGCUCGACAUCGUCGACAACCAACCUUGAACAUCUUUAACUGCCAUGUUUCGAACUGUCCCCUCUGCCAGACUACAAGAGCUCCUGAUAGACUUUCGGUGGAGGACAAGAGGAGUUCACGACCGCAACAGGUGAAGGCGUCUGAUCAACCCAAAGUCGUCAACUGGUUGAUAUCGUCGUCGACACCAACGCCGAGCCUCGUAGCGGAUCGUAAGAGAGCUUCGUCACGGACGUCAUCUCCACCAAGGAAGCGAUUCGCCACGUCACCUCCGCCUUCGCCUGAUCACCGCUUCAAGUGUCGAUCAUGUCCAAAGACAUUCGCCACGAAGAUACAUCUUCGUAUUCAUCGCCGGAUUCACAACGGACGUCAUGUUUAUUGCUGCCAGGACUGCCCGAUGGUCUUAGCUUGUUCAUCACAGUUGAUCAGGCAUCGUCGCGUUCACACCGGAGAGCGGCCGUAUCGAUGUUCGUUCGAGGGAUGUGAAAGAGACUUCACAUGCCGCAGCAGCCUCAACAGACACUACAAGAUGCAUUGCCCGGUGGCAGGCUUGAGAGGAUAGCGCUUAGCUGACGAGUCGUGACCAGACAGUAUUUCAGAACUCAUAUUCUUAACUUCAAUUGUCGAACUCAUGAGGAUUAUUUCGUGCAAUUCAAGUUCUUAUUAGAUGAUGCUCCAUGUUUGAGCAGUAUAUUCAAUUUGUUUAUGUUUCAUGAAUCUGAAUAAAUGCGUUUUCAACUUUAAA
Messenger RNA from Strongylocentrotus purpuratus (purple sea urchin), 851 nucleotides. RefSeq names its product zinc finger protein 420-like. Gene Ontology annotation, molecular function: DNA-binding transcription factor activity, RNA polymerase II-specific; RNA polymerase II cis-regulatory region sequence-specific DNA binding. Bases 48 to 668 code for a protein of 206 amino acids. Gene Ontology annotation, biological process: regulation of transcription by RNA polymerase II. The transcript has a single exon. The record is from RefSeq and is a predicted model, not a curated record. Gene Ontology annotation, cellular component: PcG protein complex; transcription regulator complex. Lineage: Eukaryota; Metazoa; Echinodermata; Echinoidea; Camarodonta; Strongylocentrotidae.